AUGAAGUUUCCAGUGGUCGUGCUCUUGGUGGUUGCUGUGUAUCACUUGGUGCUUCGUCAAAACAGCCUUGUGGAGAAACAAAUAUUGCAGGCUCUAGAAACCAGUCAUCUAAGCUAUCUGAGAACUAGCGGUUCUGUUGGUUUGGUAUUGGCACACCCGGAUGAUGAGUCCAUGUUCUUUAUGCCUACGAUAAAGUUCGUAAAGAGAGUUCUAGAGUCUAGACCCGAUUUAAACCAGAAUAUAUAUAUCUUGACACUUUCAAAUGGGAAUUUCAAGGGACAGGGGAAAACAAGAGAAUUGGAAUUUAGACAAGUUUGUAAAGAACAGGGUUUUAAGUGUAACCUAUUGGACGUUCCGGAAUUUCAAGACGGAAACGAUAAAUGGGAUACUGAAGUUGUAAAGGGUUAUAUUGCAAAUUUUAUCAAGGCAAAUGGGAUAUCACUGAUAUUCACUUUUGAUAAGUUUGGUGUUUCAAAACAUCCAAACCACAUUAGCACAUCUGACUCAGUGAGGGCCGUAGAAAAGGAUUUUCCUGCUUUGAAUGUUUGGUUCCUUACCUCACUGUCCCUUUUAAAUAAAUACUCUGGAAUUCUUAGUAUCCUUAAUUCCAUGUUCAGCAGGACGUGCAUAAUACUUCCUUCUUCACUUGAUGUUUACAAGAAUAUGCAAUUAUACAAAAGUCAAGUGCAGUGGUAUCACCCAUUUUGGGCACUAUUAUCCGCAUAUAGUUAUAUAAACAUUUUUAUCCAAUCAGAUCCACACGAAAAACAUUCAGAUUUAUAA
Molecule: messenger RNA, 783 nt
Organism: Theileria equi strain WA
Lineage: Eukaryota; Apicomplexa; Aconoidasida; Piroplasmida; Theileriidae
Product: N-acetylglucosaminyl-phosphatidylinositol de-N-acetylase, putative
Exons: 4
Coding region: 1-783 (260 amino acids)
Biological process (GO): GPI anchor biosynthetic process
Cellular component (GO): endoplasmic reticulum
Molecular function (GO): N-acetylglucosaminylphosphatidylinositol deacetylase activity
Source: RefSeq, a predicted model, not a curated record